AUGCUAAGAGACUUUAGAUCUAAAGUGAAGAAAGCUAAAGUGCUUAGCUUGAAAAAGAAAGACACAAAGCAAUCAUCUUCGGAGGAACACAAUAGAGAGAUAAUAUACUGUUCGGACUUGGGAAAUGCUCCUCUGGUUCAGACCCCGGUAUCCUUGAGAAUUGAGCACUCCAGCAAGCUGCAGAACAUAUCCUCGAACAGUAUACUUUCAAGUAGCAUAUUAGAUUGUGAUUCAAGUAGUAUACUAGAGAACAACACUGCACUAAAGGAUAUUUCGAAUGAAUAUAGGCCGAUUGAUAAUCUAGAUCUAAAUACGGGAAAUUUCCAAAGCACAAAGAAACCAUCCACAUUCAACAGCACAUUUACGUUCGACAGUUCAGUAAAAAUAUCUGAAAACCCAUUUGAUAUUUUCAAUGGAUCACUAAUUAAAAUAGAAAAACCAAUUGAGGAGCCAACAAAGAUUGCAAGGCAAAAGACGACAGAUGAGUUUAUACUUUCUGGUCUUAAGAGGAUGAGGUCGCAAUCUAAUGAGUUUAAAAAUAUAAGAAUGACUGGCAUUUUUAAUAAAGUGACCGUUGUUUCUAAAACAGAACUAUCGAUAGAUUCCAAGAAAUACUAUAAAUUUCCCUUUGACAUCUCCGUCAUAAACGAUGAGUCAGCCAUUUUUGGCACAAUCAAGGAGGAGUUUGUCAUAGCUUUCUCUUCGGCAUAUUCAAACUACAGAAAAUUUGGAGAAUCUUUUAAAAUUCUAAUAAACGAGGAAGUAUUCAAUUUUUCAAGUACGGUUUCUUGCCCAGCAUCAUGCUCAAAGUUGUUAAAGUCCAACGAUAUUAAAUAUACUGUGGAAAAUGGCAUAGCAAAAAUUGAUCAAGAUGACACGGGGUUGGUUUAUGAUGUCAUUAUGAAUUUAGAUAUUCCAAAAGGUAAGCGUGCUCCUUUCAUCCUAUCAAAAUUUGAGUUCGAAAACGGCAUUGUCUUCAGAACCAAGAUACAAAAAGGACCAGUUAUAAGGAACAAAGAAUGCAUUGAGUAUUCAUACAUAUUGGUUGGGCCACUUGACACAUCUGAUUUUUCCUUUGACGACUCUGUCAUCCUGGAAUAUUUAUAA
Molecule: messenger RNA, 1107 nt
Organism: Vittaforma corneae ATCC 50505
Lineage: Eukaryota; Fungi; Microsporidia; Nosematidae
Exons: 1
Coding region: 1-1107 (368 amino acids)
Source: RefSeq, a predicted model, not a curated record